AGGAAGGUUUGUAUUUCAGCUGUCUCCAGAUCAGACUCACUACAUCAUAACAACAUGAAUAAAAGAACAACUGUGAUGUACAUUGAAAUCGGCUGUUUUAUAGUCUGUGUCAGCGGAUGGAUCUUGGUUUGUUCCACAAUGCCAACUGAAUACUGGACUUACUCAGAAGUGAAGAGUUUGGUUCUCACGUCGUCACAUUAUUUCUCUAAUCUCUGGAAAGACUGUCUCUCAGACUCUACAGGCGUGUCAGACUGUAAAGAGUUUCCAUCUAUGCUGGCUUUGCAAACAUACAUUCACCUGUGUCGAUCUCUCAUCAUUAUCUGUAUAAUUUUGGGAUUUUUUGGAGCUGUUCUUGCUCUGGUCGGGAUGAAAUGCACAAAACUUGGAGGAUCUGUUAGUUUAAAUGCCAAAAUCACCCUCUCUGCAGGAAUCAACUACUUAGUAUCAGGUCUCUCUGCUAUGUUUGCUUACAGCUGGUAUGGAAACAAAGUUAUAUCCGAGUUUAUGGACCCCAAUUACAAAGCAAAAAAGUUUGAACUUGGAGCGGCUCUGUUUGUAGGAUGGGGCGGAUCGGCUCUCCUCGUCACUGGAGGACUUGUCUACAUCAUCUCUGCAUGGAAUGAAGCCUGCCAAUCCAGUUCGCCACAAGAUACGUCAUAUUAUUAUCAUUCUUCUGAACGAACCCAAACACCAUACAUGACUGGUUCACCUUCACCUGGACCUCUGAAAGAAGAUGACAAACUCACGGCAUUGAAAGGAAAAGCAUUCCACAGCAUGGCUGCAUAUGUUUAAUACUUCAUCUGUCAAAGUAUAAUGUCAUUAGUAAGUUUUCAUCAAAUUUUUACAAUAACACAUUUUAGACACAAUAUUAUUGUGUGACAGUCUACACUGAGUGUUAUGAAAUUAUCCAAUAAUAAAGAUCCUGAUCAUUGUGUUUUUCAAACUUUCUUCGGACAAUGUUGAAUCUGUGUUUAGUUUUUUAAGUGUUUGUGUAAAUGAAUAAAUAUCAUUUAUAUUAAUGUGUAUGUGUGUGUGUUUCUUUGGGCUAGAGUUGCUCAUGUCAGUUCUUGUCUUAUAGACAAACGACAAACACGUCUGACUAACAUUUGUACUUUUCAGUUCUUUUACAGUUGUGAUGGCGGUCAUGGCCUAAUAAUGGGUAGAGAGUUGGGCUUUUAACUCAAAGCGUUUAAUGAAGAGGUCACAUACUUAAAGUCGCCAUGAAACAGAAGUAGCGAUUGUCUUGUUUUUCCUGUGGUGACGUAUAUCGGCUUUUGAAAUGAAAUAAGGCAAGGCUGGACUUGAAUUCGUCCAUUGAGAUCUGACCAUAUCACCGGAAGUAAAGAGAGAUCGUUUCGAUGAG
Paramisgurnus dabryanus is the source of this 1363-nucleotide messenger RNA. It is a transcript of the gene cldn10c, whose product is annotated as claudin 10c. The record is from RefSeq and is a predicted model, not a curated record. Gene Ontology annotation, cellular component: bicellular tight junction; membrane. Gene Ontology annotation, molecular function: structural molecule activity. NCBI's taxonomy places the organism in Eukaryota, Metazoa, Chordata, Actinopteri, Cypriniformes, Cobitidae.